AUGAAGAUUUAUCAUCACAGAAGACUUGUUUUUGGACUGAGAUGCAGCCCAUUCCUACUCGGAGCUGUGAUUAACAACCUUUUAGAAAAUUUCCCUCAAGAAUAUUGUGCCAUUGUCGAAAUAUUAAAAAAAUCUUUCUACGUAGACAAUUGUAUAACGUCUGUUGAUAUACAAGAGGAGCUUUCUGAGUUUGUAAAUGGAGCUACAGAAUUGAUAAAAUUAGGAAACUUUGAACUUCGAGGAUGGGAAAAUACUUCAAAAGAUGCUGAUUCAAUACCAUCUCAUGUUCUAGGAUUUUUGUGGGAGCGUAAAGAAGAUCUAACCUCUAUAUCUAAGAUAGAUAUUACCUGUGAGCCUGUGUCCAGAAGGAAUGUGUUAUCUUGCAUCCUAAAGGUUUUUGAUCCAAUUGGAUUUACUUGCCCAGUAACUAUUGUUCCUAAAUUAUUAUUGCAAGAAACAUGUAGAAAAAAGUUGAGUUGGGAUGAACUGCUACCCAUGCAUGCAGAGAAGAAAUUUAGGCAAUGGUUAAAGGACUUGGCUCAUCUAAAUGACAUAAAAAUUCCACGAUAUGCAAUCCCCAUAGAAUUCAGAGGAUAUUGCCGCAUGCAUACAUUUUGUGGCACCAGUUUAUCAAGCUAUGCAUGUGUGGUUUAUUUGAGAUCUAAAUGA
Argiope bruennichi is the source of this 669-nucleotide messenger RNA. RefSeq lists its product as uncharacterized. The coding region runs from base 1 to 669 and encodes 222 amino acids. The record is from RefSeq and is a predicted model, not a curated record. The transcript has a single exon. NCBI's taxonomy places the organism in Eukaryota, Metazoa, Arthropoda, Arachnida, Araneae, Araneidae.